Molecule: messenger RNA, 1815 nt
Organism: Trypanosoma rangeli
Lineage: Eukaryota; Euglenozoa; Kinetoplastea; Trypanosomatida; Trypanosomatidae
Product: putative transmembrane transport protein
Exons: 1
Coding region: 1-1815 (604 amino acids)
Source: RefSeq, a predicted model, not a curated record
AUGUCGCAGAAGUUGAAUGCCAACGCGAAGGAGUGGCGGCCGGCUGGUGAGCUUGCAGCGUUCAGGCUUCCUGCCUCUACGAGUGAGAAGGAUGGCGACUCUGUCGUAGGAAACAGUGCCGCCGCAGACGUCGUCGCCGACGACAACAAUGGUGGUACCGUGCCACCCUUAUUGCCGCAAAACCAGCAGGAAAAACAAGAGCAACAAGAGCAGCAGCGGAAUAUGCGGACUCUUGACGCCGUCACAGAGUCGCCGGUGUACUAUCCUUCGUUCACGCGGGCAGGGCCGUCUGCGGUUUUGGCAGGUGGCGUCGCAGUGGAGCUGGAGGGGGUGAACUGGGCGGAGGAGUUUGAGCGCGUCAUGGCUCUCACGAAGGAGCUCAUUAAGCGUCAGAUGCACAGUGAGCAGGAAGCCGCCUCCGCCAGGUUGGAGGGAGGCCACGUAGGCCACCCCAAGCCGGUUCGUAACCCCAGCGUCGAUCGGACGUCACCACAAAAGUCACAAAGCGUAGUUAGGGCCACGGACGCCAACCGGUUCCCUGCGCUGCCGGGUGCAGACGAGGUACGGCCACUAGUGAGCGGCAAGUGGGUUAACGCAGCCAGAGUGCUGCUUCCCCCGUCCAACGCCAGUGGUGGGGGCGAGGGACACGCCUACACGACAUCCACAUCCACAACCACAGCGGCGCCCACGCAUCCCCCUGCACCCGCAUCUGCCGUCACAGAGUUGGACGAAAACGGUAGGCCGCUUCCGCCGCUAACGGCAAAAGGCAACCGGAGGUGGAAAAAACCCACAAAAGCGCAACAAAAACGUGAGAUGGCGCAAAAAAACGCAUUUGAGGCCUUUGCAAACGCACUCUUGCACAGCAUUUCCCCAUUUAUGUUGCCGCUACGGGAGCGGUGCAAAACGUCGCUUCCACACAUUAAGGUUGACCAACGUUUUGGGAAGAGUGGCCAACCGCAGACGGCCGUGGCACAGUUUGUCGUAGCACCCUUGGUGACGAACUACAGACCACGGCACUUUCAUGAUCUAACCCCUGGCGAUUUGAUGGAGUUCCACUACGACUUUGCCCAGGUACUGAAGCAACUAAAGUCCGCAAGCGACAUACUGUUUGGUUAUGGCCCAGUGUGGAAACGGUAUGCGGUGCCCUACUGUUACGUGAGCUGCAAGGAAUACAGGCAGGAAGUGUUAAACUUGUGCCCAGACGAGGUUCCCAACAUGCGUAUGGAGGCCAUCUAUGAAGAUGAUAUAGUGAAGGACAUCACAGACGUGGUUCUGGCUGUAGAAGAGCUGGAACCGUUGCAAAGCAUGUCGAUUGCUCAGGCAAUGAGUCGUCGGGUAAACUUGGCCCCCCUCUUCGACGCAUUUGACGCCAUCUUUAAGCCAAUUGAAAACUACCGCAUCAUCAUACGUGACCUGCAUCAUGCACCGUCUACAUAUCUGAUUCAGGCCUCGCAUCACGAGAUACAGCAAAAGCCAUCCCCUCUCGUGCUUUACAACGACCCCAAUCUGUGGUACGAGCUUCCCGUGGUUAGCCGCAUAAGAGUAGAGGAGAAAACGACGGAUGAGGCCUUUGAGCACCCUGCAGCAAACACCCCAAAGACUGCGGUUGUCUCCACCAAGAGCGCAGGGGGAGAAUCCAAAUUUGGAUCGACUUUCAGAAAUGACUGCAGCACUUCAGCUGAGCACGGCGCUCAAGUUAAAGGCUCCAACCCGGGUCAAAUGUACCCGUUGGCCGUGAUGGCACCCGUGGUGGGGAGCGUCCUUUGCGUGCUUCUGACGGCCUGCAUCGUGUGGCGGCGCAGGUCCGGUCAGUAG